Molecule: messenger RNA, 5590 nt
Organism: Diorhabda carinulata
Lineage: Eukaryota; Metazoa; Arthropoda; Insecta; Coleoptera; Chrysomelidae
Product: ankyrin-repeat and fibronectin type III domain-containing 1
Exons: 10
Coding region: 772-3399 (875 amino acids)
Biological process (GO): establishment of mitotic spindle orientation; signal transduction; regulation of establishment of bipolar cell polarity
Cellular component (GO): spindle
Source: RefSeq, a predicted model, not a curated record
AGCUUCAGUUAGUUAUGAAGGGACCAGACGGAUAGGCAGAAAAUGUCCACCAUUAUUACGUUCAAAGACGUUGCCCGCUAUUUUUAUACCAAGCGGAAACAUACUCGCAGAACAACUCGGAAAUCAAGUUCGAGGUACUUCCAUUUAUUAAUCACAAUACAAACUUUUAUUAAUUGUUAUUUUUAAUUAUAACUUUUCAAUUAAUAUCAAGCUUACAGCAGAAAUGGAAUUCUAAUACAACUACAUCGUAUUAAUAUAUCCUUGGGUUAAAUCCUGAAUGUAUUCUAACGAUCCCGUUCGGUAUUAUCUGCCCUUUAAAUGUUUAACGUAUUUUUUCGUAAAAGUUAUGGCAUUUAAAUAUAAGUAUGAAUUUUAAAUACGAAUUAUGUGAUUAUUUGUAGGAAAAUUAUUCAAAAAAACAAAUUGAAGAAAGACGUACAAAGUUACGGUAAUACUUUUACAAUUAUUGUAUAUAAUUUAUUCUUUCGUUAUAUAGCUGUAUUUUUCGUAUAUAGUGCGUCAUCGAAUUAAAAGUUUGAAGGUUGUUUGUUACCUCAGUAUUUGCAACGUUUCCGAUCGCAUUUCAAUUUAUAGUUAUAAAGUAUGUCAAAAGUCAAAACCGUUUCGUAAAUGUAGGUUAUGUAUCCAUUGUUAUUGUUGUAUUUUCGCUAUUUUUUCCAAGUAUCUUGUUAAAAAAAAUUAUUUAUUAACAGGAAAAUUAAAAAGUAUCAUGGCUGUUACAUAAAAGAAUAUUUUAAGCUAGAUAAUUUGAUGGGUAAAUUCAAAAUGGAAAUAGCUAAACUCCAAACUGAAAGGGUCUUACCUCUUGUUGGGUAUAAAAUCAAAAAGAAAAAAUCAAAAAUUUUACGUAAAGGAGCCACUAAAAUACCAAAUCAUAUACCCGCUCUUUACAAUGUUGCUCAACAGGGUCAAUUUGAUAAGACAAGGAUAUCUUUAGAUACUAAUGUAAAUAGGUUUGCAGCUCAACUUGAACAGUUAGAUCAAUUAAUUGAAGAGGUAAGGCAGUAUAGGCCAGGAAACGAAAUCCUAGAAUCUCACGGACCCCUCAGAAAAAUACAAAAAAGGAAAACUACCAUAAAACAGUUAUUUUCGGCCGCUAGUAAAUUCCAAAGAAAUUUACACAGAGGUAUAUACUUGGCGUGCAUCCUCUACCAUGAAGACAGAGUACUAUUAACGAACGAAGACUUUUUACCUGUGAUCGAAAUCGACGAAAUAUUUCCCAGUUGUAUCCACACUGAUUUAUAUUGGUUGAUGAAAGUGUCUUGUAUAUGGAACGAAACGAAAGUUUUAAGAUUCGAAAUGGAAAAACAUAUCUCUUCGAGGAUACAUUUUCGAAAGAAGAUACUUUCGGCGGUCAUACAGAUGCAAUCGUUGCUCUGUCUUCAAGAUUUGGGACAGAUUUAUCACAAACCUUUGAAGGAUUCUCGAGGGACCAUGGUAUUGAGCAUCGUUAAUUACGUAAAAUCGCCCAGGAACGUUUCUCUAUUAAAUUCCAGAUGGUUACCAAUGAGCAAAGUGUUCAAGAAGAUAGUUUUGAGCGAUGAUCACAAUUUAUCUGAAAUGUUAAUGGCUAGCAUUAAACAGCAAAUUCACUAUCAUCAAGUUUCCAGUUUGAAGCUCAACAGAGGAUUGUAUUUGGCUUAUUUGAAAAUGCAAAGCUCGGUGGAUACUAUCGAGGUUAUUGUUAGUUCCAAAUCGCCCAAUAUACUACCUCACUGCAAAAUCAGGGAUAAUCCACACGUUACUUCUGAAGAAUGGGGCUACUUAAAACAACUUAAUUGUCCAGAAGUAGUUAACAACGCGUCAGAACUCCAAAAGAAUUUCUUAGAUUUAGUAACAAGUGCAUCGAAACGUUUAUUCAACUACAUGGAUGUAAACAGUGACGAUAUUAUAACUCAUCGAAUUUACGAAUCUAAUAUAAUAGAACUGAACGACGAAGUUAGUUUCAUAGUUAUCUGCCCUUCUGCGGAAUUAUCUUGCGCCGUACCCGGCCAAAGAGAAUUAUUAUUACAAAGAGGUGAUUUGUUAAGUUUACCUAUCAAGGUGUUCGAAAUGAUCCAUCUCAACACUUACAGACCGAGUAUAACGAAAAAAUACGCUAAAUUGAGUUGUAGUUUAGAGCUCGACAUCGCCUCUGCCGAUCACCUUCACAGAGAAGCUUUUUCCAAUAACGAAAUAGCCAUUGCCAAAGCGAAAUUAUUGAAACUUCAAGAAUUGCAGACGAAGAUGAACGUUAUUUGGAAUAGUGUUAGGUGGUUGAUGAGUGUUAUUACUUUUGCUAGGGAUCGAGUAACACCUGGUAUAUCUGUAAGGUGCCUGGUACAAACAGAACAAGAAAAUUUCACAACAACCGAUCUCCUACAAUUACCACCCGAAGAAAAACUUCUAAAACACACCCUCGGAAGAGGAUCUUGGCCUGGUCCAGGCCACGGCAUCCCCCCUUCGAACAUAAUAACAGAAUUCAGUAAAAGCGAACAAAAUUUAACCGUCGUCGAUUUCGGUACGAACAAUUACACCGAUACCAUUGAAAACGAAGAAGAUAAAAGAAGAAGUAGCAGCAUCACGCCGGCCAAAAGCGAAAACACGCUGUGUACCCAACAACGGAUCAGAGCUAAUACCAUAUGCAACAUGUCCUCUUCCGAUAUACCGAAACUAACAGCUAAGCAAUCGAACAGUUUGGCCAGUGUAAACGUUACCGAUACAUCGAAUAGUGUGAACAGUGUUAGUUCAGAUAGUGACUGCGGUGCGCAAACGUUUCUCGGUUCGUUUAAUAAAAGGCGCAGAUCGAAAAUGGUCAGUUCGAAAAGUAUGACCAACGUUAAACAGAAUAUUAAAUUAGAUAAAGUGAAAUCGACUAACAGAACGUUAUUGCAUCCGGAUUUGAAUUCGAGUUUGUCGAGGAGUUUAACCAAUUUUAAUACUUGUAUCGAUUACGAAACGUCGAAGUGCGUCGAAAGCGUUAAAGAUUCGGAUAAAAAGAGUAUUUCGUCGACGGUGUUGUGUCAACAAAUUGAAACUAAGAACGAAAAUGGUAUUUUACAAGUUUUCGCCGCUUACGAAACGGGAUUAGCCAGCGGAACAAGUCUUAAAUUACACGUGACACCGCAAACGACAGCCAGAGAAGUAGUGGAUCUCGUAGUAAAACAACUAAAUAUGGCAGUAAUUCUCAAGGGAAAAGACGGUCCUGUAUACGACGUUGACAAAUUGAAUAAUUUUUGUUUAGUGGCAGUGAUAGGCGCCAGAGAGCGUUGCCUUAGGGAUGAUUUCAAACCGUUACACCUCCAAAAUCCUUGGAGACAAGGGAGAUUGUACGUAAGACAAAAGCAAGACGUAUUAGCCGCUCUCGAACACAGUAGUAAACACACGUUAAUCAUUUAGCAAAAAAUUAAUAAACACAUACAUACAUGUUGAGUAGAUUCGUGUUGUAUAACGAAAUAUAUUGUAAAAUUUUUAUAUUCUGGAACGAAAUUUAAAAAAAAAGUCAUCAAAAUAACUUACGAAUUAUUAAAAAAAAAUUUCUGGUAUAGAACAUCAGAAAUGUUCGAGGAAUUAUAACAAAAGGGAACAGAAGUAAUAAGAUGAAAUUUGGACGAUAUAGGAUUAACUUUAGCAAAAUUUUAAAAAUGUCGUAGUUCAAACGUCCGAAUAUUAUAUUUCCAUUAAUUUUGAUCUGUUACGUUUAUUAACAUUUCCCUUUUACCUCAAAAAAAGGAAAUUUCCUUGACGUUUUUCGUACGUGGAGACUCUAGGUUUGGUCUGAAGUGGAAAAAGUCGUUUUCAACAGUCAAUUAGUGAUGGAUGUGAGGAUCUACUAGGUCUUAUGAACCUAGUUUGGGUAUUCGGUUUCAUUUGACAAUUCUAGAAGACGGAAGAGGUCGUUCUUCCCUCCAGGUUAUUACCUGAAGCUGUUGUCUCUGUUUUGAUUUCUCCAUCUUGCUAGAUCAUUAUUAAAAUUGCUUUUUUCUAAUAAAAAAGAAGAUUUAGAGGACUUUUUAUGUACAUGGAGACUUUAGGUUUUGGUCUGAAGUAGAUAACGCCAUUUUUACUGUAAAUUGAUUAUUGAUACGGGGUUCUACUGGAUCUUGUGAACGUAGUGACUGUAUAUCUUCUUUUCUAGCUUUGGACGGUCCUAUUCCCUUUAAUUUUUCACUUCAUUGUUGCUUUCGAAGACGGUUCGGGUAUUCGAUUUCAUUUGACCAUUCUAGAACACAGAAGAGGUCGUUCUUCCCUCCAGGUUGUUACCCAAACAAGUUGUCUUCAUUUUGAUUUCUCCAUGUUCCUAGAUCAACACUCUAAGUUGGUUUUUUUUUGCAUUUAAUGCUCCGGUGAUUAUAAUAUAGAACUGGCAAAAAUAAUAUCACGUUCUUCUUCUAUAAUGGUUCCUAUGGUGAUAGCCUAUGGGAAAUGACUGAGUUUCAAACAUACAUUUUGAUAUUGACACACAGUUAAUAAACGUAUCAAAUUUUUUUUUACUGAUAUGUACUAUUUUACAAAAUAAUUAAUCUACAUUCCAUAAGUGAUAUAUAUUUUUUAUAUUGUAAAUAUUUUUUAUAUUUCGAAUUUAUUUAUUUAGAAGUAAUUUACGUUUAAAUUUUUGGAAACAGAUAUUUUUCACGGGGUAAAUAUUUAGAUUAUAACAAAAUUCGUACGCUUGGGGAUGCCCUUCAGCAUUUUGAUGUAAAAGAAUUAUCACAUCCCUCUCAAACAGAAGUUUCCAUACUUUUUUUCCCUCUUAAACCAUUUUCAAAACACUUCUUAUUACUAGUUAUAGUCGAUAAGUUACACCAUAUUAUAAACUCGCCAUAAAAUCAAAUCUAAUUAUAAGGAAAUUCAAGUACACUCAUGUUGAGUUUCCCGUGUACCCCUCCUGGACCACUUUGAAAAUCACUGCAGUCUAAAACAUAAAUUUACUGUUUUAUAUCACAACUGUUCCCCAAUUAAAGCUCCGUUCCUUCAUCAUCAUCAAUUUCUUAAAUAUCGGUCCUUUUUUAUAUUUUUUUUUGAGGAAAUAAUUUUUAUUUUGGAGUAUUUUUGACCUAAUUUCAGUCUUUAUCAAUUUUUUUUCCUUUUCCAGUGAUUUAACCUAAAGGGUUUAUCCUCCCCUAUUCUAACAAGUCUGCUAGUUCGUUUUCCUCCAGUUUGGUGUGUCCUGGAGGGUAAACUUGUUUGUGUAGGUGCCGAAGACAAACUGAUGAUGUAGUCUCCACCAAAAGUCUUAAUUCGAAUUGAUUUCCUACAAAAAAUUUGUUAUUUAUCAAAAUAGGCCUAAAAUCGAUGUUAUUUAAGCACCUUAGUUUUCUUUUUUGUUCUUAAUCCUGGAUUCCAUUAAAGUAUUUAAUUAUUUUGUUGUGUUGGUACCGAGAAUGUGAUAAUUCUUUUUAAACGUUUAGUAAAUUCACAUUUUAAAAUUUAUUCCAUGCAUAUAUUUAUAGAGACUUUAAACCAAAGUGUGAUAGAAAUUCAAUUUUAAAUAGAACACAAAUAUAUCGUUGUUAUUUUUAAUCUAAAUAAAUAUAUUAACAUAUUGUAUAUAUAAAAUGAAUGUUUGUAAAUAAAAUGAUGAAAUUGA